AUGGUUGGACUUCGCAGUCCUGUCUGGCUGUGGGCCACUGCGGUCCUUUGUCAGGCAGGGUACAUUCUGUCUUGGCAACAAGAGCCAUUUAUAGUAGCGUCAUCCAACAUAUCUGAAUGCCCGUCUUACUCACGCCCUGAGCUCCGUGUAGCGAUCAUCGGUGCUGGUGCAUCGGGCACGACAGCUGCCUACCUGCUAUCUAAGGCACAAGAGCGACUACAUGAGGUGCAUAUGCAAGGGUUGCCUGGAUGCGAGGGUGCCGUAUGGCCUGAACGCGUGCAAACGACCGUGUACGAGCGUGAUCGUGUGGGUGGGCGUGUGCAUCAUGUGCAUCCGCUGGACGACCUGCAGCAGGCACCCGUGGAAAUGGGUGCUAGCAUCCUAUCGAGUGCGAACCAGCACAUCCUGUAUGCUACUGACAAGUUUGGCAUAAAGCGCGUACCACCUGAACAGAUUCACGGUGGUGGCUACGGUCUUUGGAACGGAAAAGAGGUGCUGAUCGAUCAAUUUUCUGAUACAAAAUGGGAUCAACUUCGGCUGUAUUGGCGGUACGGGCGCAGUCUGUCUAUUGCUUUCCAGCUCAUGCAACGCGCUCUCACAUCGUUUCUGCAAUUAUACUCCCCAAUGUUUUUGCAGGAAAGGUCCAGUCCCACCUCCAAGUCAGGCUUUCCGUGGUCUAGCGUGAAAGGCCUCGCGCACAGUCUGGGGCUGCAGGAUCCUAGCACCGUAUCAACCAAAAACUAUUAUAUGUCGCACAAGGUAUCAGCGGCCUUCGUGGAUGAAGUGAUAAAUGGCGUCACACGCGCCAAUUAUGCUCAACAUGUCGAGCACAUCCAUGCAUUGGCCGGUAUGGUAUCUAUGGCCGCCACAAAUGCAUUUUCUAUGGAAGGCGGGAAUACCCAGAUAUUCGAGCGGAUGCUAGCAGCUAGUGGUGCCACCGUCCACACGGGCAUAGCAGGCCAAGUGACUGGCCUGAUGCGCAUGCAAGGCGCGUCGUCUCAGUGGUGGGUCGGUACACGCGACGGGCGUGGCAGCGUGUUUGAUGCCGUGAUCAUUGCGACGCCCUGGCAGUCUGCUCAUAUCACACUGCUGAAUACGGAGCACACGGUGCCUAUGUUCGACAUGCAACAAGUGCAUGUCACGCUCGUUGCCACGGAUGCACCCCGGCCUAGCCAAGCAUAUUUUGGCUACGCGGGCACAUCUCAAGUGCCGCGAACCAUUCUUACUACACAGGCGCCAGAUGGUUCUGUGCCUGAAUUUUUGUCGCUCAGCUACCUCCGCGAAAUGCACCAUGUCCGCCACGCUGGAACAACAUGGGACAAACUCUAUCUUGUCAAGCUCUUUUCCCUCGCACCAUUGUCGCCCCAACAGCUGGAACGCAUAUUGUCCGGCCGCAUUGUGUGGACCAGACACCACGCAUGGAGCGCAUAUCCCCAACUUACGCCGCCUUCCAAAUGGCCCUCAUUCCACGUGGCUCAGAACCUGUACAACAUCAACGCCAUGGAGCGGUGGGUCUCUACCGUCGAGACAAGCACCAUCGCCGCGAAGAACACGGUGGCAUCCCUACUGCAAAACUGGCUCGGUGCGGGCUUCGUACUUGGCCAAAACUGCACGUGGGAGUCUGCCAGCGUCGCUGCCCAUUGGGACACAUGGGGUUGUACGUGA
Molecule: messenger RNA, 1665 nt
Organism: Malassezia restricta
Lineage: Eukaryota; Fungi; Basidiomycota; Malasseziomycetes; Malasseziales; Malasseziaceae
Product: prenylcysteine oxidase/farnesylcysteine lyase
Exons: 1
Coding region: 1-1665 (554 amino acids)
Biological process (GO): prenylcysteine catabolic process; prenylated protein catabolic process
Molecular function (GO): prenylcysteine oxidase activity
Source: RefSeq, a predicted model, not a curated record